UACGAUUUCCCAAUGAAUGCUACGAUUGAGUCACCCACGUGACCACGGUUAUAAUGGUAGGGUCUCAAAUUGCCAGUUUCCUCCGUUCCUCCCGAGCCAGCGGCAGCCAUGAGCAUGCUCAGGCUCCAGAAGCGCUUGGCGUCCAGCGUCUUGCGCUGUGGCAAGAAGAAGGUGUGGCUGGACCCCAACGAGACCAAUGAGAUAGCCAACGCAAACUCUCGCCAGCAGAUCCGAAAACUGGUGAAGGAUGGCUUGAUCAUCAGAAAACCUGUGACGGUCCAUUCCCGUGCUCGCUGCCGCAAGAACACACUGGCGCGCCGCAAGGGACGUCACACGGGUUACGGUAAGAGAAAGGGUACAGCCAAUGCCCGUAUGCCAGAAAAGCUGACAUGGAUGCGCCGCAUGAGAAUUCUGCGUCGUCUUCUUCGUCGCUACAGGGAGGCCAAGAAAAUUGACAGGCACAUGUACCACAGCCUCUACCUGAGGGCCAAGGGUAAUGUCUUCAAAAACAAACGUAUCCUGAUGGAGCACAUCCACAAACUGAAGGCAGAUAAGGCUCGCAAGAAGCUCCUAGCUGACCAGGCUGAGGCUCGUCGCUCAAAGACAAAGGAGGCUCGCAAACGCAGAGAAGAGCGUCUCCUGGCCAAGAAAGAAGAGAUCAUCAAGAACUUGGCUGAGGAGGAAACUGCGAAGAAGUGAAUCUAAACUUGUUUUUUUUUUCCCCCAUUCAGAUUUCCCUUUUGUUGUUGAAUAAAUUUGGACAAAGAGAC
Scophthalmus maximus (turbot) is the source of this 770-nucleotide messenger RNA. Its product is annotated as 60S ribosomal protein L19. The record is from RefSeq and is a predicted model, not a curated record. Gene Ontology annotation, molecular function: RNA binding; structural constituent of ribosome. Gene Ontology annotation, biological process: translation. NCBI's taxonomy places the organism in Eukaryota, Metazoa, Chordata, Actinopteri, Pleuronectiformes, Scophthalmidae. Bases 109 to 699 code for a protein of 196 amino acids. Gene Ontology annotation, cellular component: ribosome; cytosolic large ribosomal subunit. The transcript is spliced from 6 exons.